Molecule: messenger RNA, 3141 nt
Organism: Nylanderia fulva
Lineage: Eukaryota; Metazoa; Arthropoda; Insecta; Hymenoptera; Formicidae
Source: RefSeq, a predicted model, not a curated record
CAAAAUCGCAAAAAAUUGUUCGUAGAUCGUCGAUCUCAAUCGUACGCGUGAUUGCUUCUAGUAUCCAUUUUGGCGCGAAACGAUAUCAUUUUGGCGCGAAAUCGAGUUCAUUUUCACGUAUAUGUUUCAUCAAUAGAUGUCGCAGUGAUCGGUGAAUCUCAUUGGUGGACAAAAACUGGAGCGGACAAUCAGUGCGAGCUCUGGAGAAACGUCACGCGUAGUACAAUUAUUAUCCGAUAUAGCUGUAUACUUGGCUCGACUCUCUCAUUUCGAAUCGUUGUCGUAGUUUUCGCGAUUUAAACUGCCCGAAAGUGCAUUUUAUCCGCGAAUAAGUGUCGGGAGUGCCUCGUAAUGUGUCGUUCGUCGUGGCGUGUCGCACAUGCGAGUCGUGAACAUUUUCGCACGAAAUGUAACUUGCAAGUUUUACGUUUUAUUUGCACCGAUAUCGGAUCUCAAUCAUCCAUAUGCGUUUAUAUAUAUGUGCAUCGAUCAAGAUCGCUUCUUCGCCUUGGUCGGAAAGUCGUACGAGCAUCGUCCACAUCAAAGGAAGGAUUCCCGGUCCCCUUCGAACCCAUCCUCCCUGGAAAUUCUUCGUGGAUCCUGUUGGCGAUUCGUCGACGCGAGAGAUAACAUAAAUUCGGGAGUGCCGUUAAGUGUAUAGCGCGUACGAGUGCGGGAGUGCCGUUAAAAAUAUCGCGAGUGCGGGAGUGCCGUUAAAAGUAUCGCGUGUGUCAACUUUGACGACCCUAACGUCCUGAGAGGAGGAGGAGGCCCAGAAGAGGCAUCGGGCACCGGCAGAGCAACCCUACGACAAUGCGUAGCUUGAACAUCAACUACUUCGCCGUUCUGCAUCAGCGUCGAUCGCUCCACACUUGGUUUAAGCUCUUUGCCGCAGACGAGUUCGAUGUCAACUCGGAUGUGAUCGGGCCGAUUGAAAAGGGUCGUGAGAGAUGCCGUAGUCGUCGCUAUGAACGAGAGCCGGUGCUACACGGAUUCGCCCGUGCUCGCCGAACAUCAGCCCUUCAACCGUAAUGGGAAGGCGCUCAGGGGAUCUAAGAAGAGCGUGCUGUUUUAUACGACCGACUGCGGGGACGAAAAAGAGGACCUAGGUCUCAAGCUUCAGCAACGAUCCGUCUCACUGACCGCACUACACACGGGAGUUGGCCCUCAGCAACAGCUGUUGGAACCCAGAAUGGCGCAAUUGGAGACCCUAGAGGCUAAGAUGGCCAGUAUAGAGGUGUCCCUGUCGACGACCCCGAGACGGAAAAAAGGCGGCAGUAUUUCCGGGGGCGUAACCUCCCCCGCACACCGGAACAGAGAUCAUUAUAAAGAAUUGGACGCUCUCCGAGUCGCUUUGCGCGACAAAGAAAACAUCAUACAGACGCUCAAGGGCCAGCUUUGCAACACGCUGAGCAAUAGACUGGCAUUACGCAAUGGCGCGCCACCCUUGACCGAGGCCGACAGGAAAGCGGCCGAGGAACGGCUUCAAAGGUUGCGACGAGACGCCGACAAUAAGCGACUGGCUAUUAAGAACCUGAAGCUGGCGCUCGAGCGCCUCGACAUUACAGAUAAUAUUGAUGUUCGAAUACAACAAGCGGAAUUGGAGUACAGACUAGGUCGUGAGGAACUCGAGCUGCUGACUCUUCACGAGGAGAGCAGAGCCCUUCAAACUGCUUUGGAAUUGGCCGAAACUCAAGAAAAGCAAAAGAAUGAUACAAUAUUUAGCUGCAUUUCCGGCUCGACGCAAGUUACGAUCCACGCUGUAGAAGUCAGUGCGGAUCCAAAAAGUCCUCGUUUUGGAGCCGGGCCAAGAGACGAUGCGAUUGGCCUCUACGUCGACUGGGCCGUAGAGGAUUCCGGUCUUUGCAAGGGAGACAGAAUCUUGGAGGUAAAUGGAAAACUGGUGGUAGGAGCGGGUAGGAGCGAUUUGGCGCGACUUCUAGCCGUUGCACCUGACGCUGCACAAAUAGUAGUCCUACGAAAAGGCGAAUCCCUAGCGGCAUUGCGUACGUUACGCUCCGAUAAUCUCAGAUUAACACAUAGGAUCGGUUAUCUCGAGGAACAGGUCAGAGAUCUCUUAGCGCCAAGUAGAACCGAGGUUCCCGCUGAAGAGCCAUCACCGAAUCGUCAAGAACAUGUACAGGUUUUCCAAAAAGGCCCUCAGGUGACGGCGUUAGUGGCAAAUCUACCCGGUCUCAACGUGAGAAGUUCUACAGAAUUGCGCCAGAGUUUGCCGACUGUCAGAAGUAGACAUAGUGAUCAUUCUAGACGUCUUACAGAUUCUAGAAACCAGCGUGAGCUCGACUUCUCGUCCGAUGGGGUUUCAAACGGUCAUCACAAAUCACGAAAUAGGCAGAAACAUCAAGGAUUACAGCUGGCCAGGUCUACGGCCAGCCUCGACUGUAAGCAGUCUUUAAUGCAGUCGCAGAUGCAACAUCGAAGAUCGCCGCGCGCCGAAUCUGCUAUGGACCAUUUGCAUAAGAGUCGUAAAAGCGUCUCGCAAUUGCAGUCUCUAGAAUUUGACUCUGAACCGACAUACUAUCGUUUACAGGACUCUCAAUCUCGCGUAUCAGAAAAUUCUGAGACAUCGGCGGCAUAUGCUAGCUCUCAAGAGACGAAGACUCGCCCGGCACCACCGAAGAAGCCGUUGCGACUCUCCUUGCAUCGCGCUGCGAGUCUUCAAUCCGUGGAAAGCGCGCCACCGACCGCACCGCAGCACGACAUGACCCGGAAGCCUAUAAAGAGAAACUAUCGCGGCGAUCCACCGGUGGAGAAGGGUAUACCUCGGCAUCUCGAGGCAAACGGAGGGGAUAUGAGUUCAAACUCGCAAGAAUCUCAUGUUAAUCCACCUCAACCGCCUCCGAGGACACCCUCCAGAGCAGAAUCAUGUCAAAGCGCGUUGCGAUGGCCUUCUCCAAAGCCGAGACCACAUUUGACAUCCGUGCCAAUGGAGAAAUGGUGCUAAACGUUACACAGAGAGAAUUUUUUCGUUAUAUUUUACUGCAAAAUUAACUUAUCACGUUUGCUAAUAAGCCGAAAAUUAUCAUACUGCAUGUUAAAAUAUUCAUGAACAAUUAAGCUAGAUUGAAAUUAUGCUGCAUUGAAAAUUUAUAUAAAAAAGAUACAUGUAUAGAUAUUUUG